This is a messenger RNA of Fulmarus glacialis (Northern fulmar), 4910 nucleotides long. It is a transcript of the gene ITPR1, whose product is annotated as inositol 1,4,5-trisphosphate receptor, type 1. Lineage: Eukaryota; Metazoa; Chordata; Aves; Procellariiformes; Procellariidae. Gene Ontology annotation, molecular function: inositol 1,4,5-trisphosphate-gated calcium channel activity; inositol 1,4,5 trisphosphate binding. The record is from RefSeq and is a predicted model, not a curated record. Gene Ontology annotation, cellular component: membrane; endoplasmic reticulum. Gene Ontology annotation, biological process: calcium ion transmembrane transport. The transcript is spliced from 35 exons. The annotation marks the transcript as partial.
AUUGCCUGUUCAAACUAUGUCCCAUGAACCGGUACUCUGCUCAAAAGCAGUUCUGGAAAGCAGCAAAGCCAGGAGCUAACAGCACAACAGAUGCCGUGCUACUCAAUAAACUGCACCAUGCGGCAGAUUUGGAAAAGAAACAGAAUGAAACUGAAAACAGAAAGCUGCUGGGAACAGUCAUCCAGUAUGGCAAUGUUAUCCAGCUGCUUCACUUAAAAAGUAACAAAUACUUAACAGUAAAUAAGAGGCUUCCAGCUCUACUAGAGAAGAAUGCUAUGAGGGUGACCUUGGAUGAAGCUGGAAAUGAAGGUUCCUGGUUCUACAUACAGCCCUUCUACAAACUGCGUUCCAUUGGAGACAGUGUUGUCAUCGGAGACAAAGUAGUCCUGAAUCCCGUCAACGCUGGCCAGCCUCUCCACGCCAGUAGUCAUCAGCUUGUCGAUAAUCCAGGAUGCAAUGAGGUCAACUCUGUGAAUUGCAAUACAAGCUGGAAAAUAGUCCUCUUCAUGAAAUGGAGUGAUAACAAAGAUGAUAUUCUGAAAGGGGGGGAUGUGGUGAGGCUGUUUCAUGCAGAACAGGAGAAGUUUCUGACUUGCGAUGAGCACAGGAAGAAGCAGCAUGUCUUCCUGAGAACGACAGGGAGGCAGUCGGCCACGUCUGCAACCAGUUCAAAAGCCCUGUGGGAAGUAGAGGUGGUGCAGCAUGAUCCUUGUCGUGGUGGCGCGGGGUACUGGAAUAGCCUUUUCAGGUUCAAACACCUUGCUACUGGACACUACCUAGCAGCAGAGGUAAACCCUGACUAUGAGGAAGAUGACCUGGAGUGUCAAUCCUCACUGGACCCUGAGCAGGAUGCCUCCAGAAGAGGCUUGCGCAGUGCUCAGGAGAAGAUGGCAUAUUCUCUGGUGUCUGUGCCUGAAGGAAAUGAUAUCUCUUCCAUAUUUGAGUUGGACCCUACCACCUUGCGAGGAGGAGACAGCCUUGUCCCCAGGAACUCUUAUGUCAGACUUAGACACCUUUGCACUAACACCUGGGUUCAUAGUACCAAUAUCCCUAUUGAUAAAGAAGAGGAGAAACCUGUGAUGCUUAAAAUUGGUACUUCUCCAGUGAAAGAGGACAAAGAAGCUUUUGCUAUAGUACCAGUUUCUCCUGCAGAGGUUCGGGACUUGGAUUUUGCAAAUGAUGCAAGUAAGGUUUUAGGUUCCAUUGCUGGCAAGUUGGAAAAGGGAACAAUAACCCAGAAUGAAAGAAGAUCUGUUACCAAAUUGUUGGAAGACUUGGUCUACUUUGUUACUGGUGGAACUAAUUCUGGACAAGACGUCCUGGAAGUAGUAUUUUCUAAACCUAACAGAGAACGGCAAAAACUGAUGAGAGAGCAGAAUAUUCUGAAGCAGAUUUUCAAGUUGUUGCAAGCACCAUUUACAGACAGUGGUGAUGGCCCAAUGUUGCGGUUGGAAGAGCUUGGAGACCAGCGUCAUGCUCCCUUCAGACACAUAUGCCGGCUUUGCUACAGAGUGCUGAGACACUCUCAGCAGGAUUACAGAAAGAAUCAGGAAUACAUUGCGAAGCAGUUUGGCUUCAUGCAGAAGCAAAUUGGCUAUGAUGUCUUGGCCGAGGACACUAUUACAGCAUUGCUUCAUAACAAUCGCAAACUCUUGGAGAAGCACAUCACAGCUGCCGAGAUUGACACCUUUGUUAGUCUCGUGAGGAAAAAUAGGGAGCCCAGGUUUUUGGAUUACCUCUCAGAUUUGUGCGUUUCCAUGAACAAGUCUAUUCCAGUGACACAGGAGUUGAUUUGUAAAGCCGUGCUGAAUCCAGCAAAUGCAGACAUUCUCAUUGAAACUAAGCUGGUCCUCUCUCGAUUUGAGUUUGAAGAAGUGUCAAGUGGAGAAAAUGCCUUGGAAGUUGGAGAAGAUGAGGAAGAAGUGUGGUUGUUCUGGAGAGACAGUAACAAGGAAAUCCGCAGUAAGAGUAUCAGAGAGUUGGCUCAGGAUGCUAAGGAAGGGCAGAAGGAAGAUCGGGACGUACUCAGCUACUACAGAUACCAACUAAACCUCUUUGCUAGAAUGUGCCUUGAUCGACAGUACUUAGCCAUAAAUGAAAUAUCUGGCCAGCUGGAUGUGGACCUCAUUCUCCGUUGCAUGUCUGAUGAAAACUUGCCAUAUGAUCUGAGAGCAUCUUUCUGCCGGCUAAUGCUUCAUAUGCACGUUGAUCGUGACCCCCAAGAACAAGUAACACCAGUGAAGUAUGCUCGUCUGUGGUCUGAAAUACCUUCUGAAAUUGCUAUUGACGACUAUGAUAGCAGUGGAACUUCCAAAGAUGAAAUUAAGGAGAGAUUUGCACAAACAAUGGAAUUUGUAGAGGAAUAUUUAAGAGAUGUGGUGUGUCAAAGGUUCCCUUUCUCUGAUAAAGAGAAAAAUAAGCUCACUUUUGAGGUUGUUAACUUAGCCAGAAAUCUGAUAUAUUUUGGUUUCUACAACUUCUGUGACCUCCUCAGACUAACCAAAAUCCUCCUUGCUAUAUUAGACUGUGUGCACAUCACUACCAUCUUCCCUAUUACCAAGAUGGCAAAAGGCGAGGAAAGUAAAGGGAGCAAUGUGAUGAGAUCAAUCCAUGGAGUCGGUGAGCUGAUGACCCAGGUGGUGCUCAGAGGCGGUGGGUUCUUGCCCAUGACUCCGCUUGCUGCUGCUCCUGAGGGUAACGUCAAGCAGAGUGAACCAGAGAAAGAGGACAUCCUGGUAAUGGACACAAAGCUGAAGAUCAUCGAAAUACUUCAGUUUAUUUUGAAUGUGAGAUUGGACUACAGAAUCUCCUGCCUACUUUGUAUAUUUAAACAUGAAUUUGAUGAAAGCAAUGCCCAGAUGUCUGAAUCACCCACUGGAAGCAGUAAUCAAGAAAUGCCAGCUAAUGUACCAGGAGCCCUGGACUUUGAACAUAUUGAAGAACAAGCUGAGGGGAUCUUUGGUGGAAGGAAAGAAAAUACACCACUGGAUUUGGACGAUCAUGGUGGCAGAACAUUUCUCAGAGUUUUGUUGCAUUUAACAAUGCAUGACUAUCCUCCUCUGGUGUCUGGAGCACUUCAGCUACUCUUCCGGCACUUUAGUCAGAGACAAGAAGUCCUUCAAGCUUUUAAACAGGUUCAACUGCUUGUUACCAGCCAAGAUGUUGACAACUACAAGCAGAUAAAACAAGAUUUGGACCAGCUGAGGUCUAUUGUGGAAAAAUCGGAGCUUUGGGUGUACAAAGGCCAGGGCCCUGAUGAGACUAUGGAUGGAGUGCAAGGUGAAAAUGAACACAAGAAAAAAGAGGAAGGUCACAGCAAGUCCCAAAAGCCUGAAAGUACUAGCAGCUACAACUACCGUGUAGUAAAAGAGAUCCUGCUACGUCUCAGCAAGCUCUGUGUUCAGGAAAGUGCCUCGGUCAGGAAAAGCCGUAAGCAGCAGCAGCGACUUCUGAGGAACAUGGGAGCUCACGUGGUUGUGCUGGAGCUGCUGCAGAUCCCUUACGAAAAGGCUGAAGACACGAGGAUGCAGGAGAUAAUGAAGCUUGCACAUGAGUUUUUACAGAACUUUUGUGCUGGGAACCAACAGAACCAGGCAUUGCUGCACAAGCACAUAAACCUGUUCCUUAACCCAGGGAUUCUGGAAGCAGUAACAAUGCAGCACAUUUUCAUGAACAACUUCCAGCUUUGCAGUGAGAUUAAUGAACGCGUUGUUCAACACUUUGUCCACUGUAUCGAAACACAUGGCAGAAACGUUCAGUACAUAAAGUUCCUGCAGACAAUUGUCAAGGCGGAAGGAAAAUUCAUUAAGAAAUGCCAAGAUAUGGUAAUGGCUGAGCUGGUGAAUGCGGGAGAAGAUGUCCUAGUGUUUUACAAUGACAGAGCCUCCUUCCAGACUUUGGUGCAAAUGAUGAGAUCAGAGAGAGAUCGGAUGGAUGAAAACAGCCCCCUGAUGUACCACAUCCACUUAGUAGAACUGCUUGCUGUGUGCACAGAAGGCAAAAAUGUCUAUACAGAAAUAAAAUGCAACUCCCUUCUUCCUUUGGAUGACAUUGUUAGGGUAGUAACCCACGAGGAUUGCAUACCUGAGGUCAAAAUUGCGUACAUCAACUUCUUGAAUCAUUGCUAUGUGGACACAGAAGUAGAAAUGAAAGAGAUUUACACCAGUAAUCAUAUGUGGAAGCUAUUUGAGAACUUCCUGGUUGACAUCUGUCGGGCUUGUAACAACACCAGCGACAGAAAGCAUGCUGACUCCAUAUUGGAGAAGUACGUUACAGAAAUAGUCAUGAGUAUAGUCACCACUUUCUUCAGUUCCCCAUUCUCUGAUCAGAGCACUACUUUGCAGACUCGCCAACCUGUGUUUGUACAGUUGCUACAAGGUGUGUUCAGAGUGUACCAUUGCAACUGGUUAAUGCCAGGCCAAAAGGCAUCAGUGGAAAGCUGCAUUCGGGUCCUCUCAGAUGUAGCAAAAAGCCGUGCAAUUGCAAUUCCUGUAGACUUGGACAGUCAGGUCAACAAUCUCUUCCUGAAAUCUCACAACAUUGUACAGAAGACUGCAAUGAACUGGCGAAUGACUGCAAGGAAUGCUGCCCGCAGAGAUUCAGUGCUUGCUGCCUCCAGGGAUUAUCGAAACAUAAUUGAAAGAUUACAGGACAUAGUAUCAGCUUUAGAGGAUCGCCUACGUCCUCUUGUCCAGGCAGAGUUAUCAGUACUGGUAGAUGUGCUUCACAGGCCUGAACUGCUCUUCCCAGAGAACACAGAUGCGAGGAGGAAAUGUGAAAGUGGAGGUUUCAUUUGCAAGUUAAUAAAGCAUACUAAACAGCUGCUAGAGGAGAAUGAGGAGAAACUAUGUAUUAAAGUACUACAGACGCUCAGGGAAAUGAUGACCAAAGAUAGAGGCUAUGGAGAAAAG